Molecule: messenger RNA, 513 nt
Organism: Malania oleifera
Lineage: Eukaryota; Viridiplantae; Streptophyta; Magnoliopsida; Santalales; Ximeniaceae
Product: probable F-box protein At4g22030
Exons: 1
Coding region: 1-513 (170 amino acids)
Source: RefSeq, a predicted model, not a curated record
AUGGAGGUCGUGGCUGACCGAGCAGAGAUGCACAGCAACCUUGCCGAACAGAGGAACAACUGGAACACCCUUCUCUUGAACUCGAUCAACAUGAUGAUUCUCACUGCCUCAACCAUGGCCGGACUUUCGUCCACUGGAAUAUUUUCAUCGCCUUUCGUGGCUUUUAAACUGUCUUCCACUCUCUUUUUCGCUGCAGCCACAGGAAUGUAUAUGGUGAUGAACAAAAUCCAGCCGUCCCAGCUGGCCGAAGAGCAACGAAACGCGACAAGAUUGUUCCGGCAGCUGCAGACCCAAAUCGAAACAAAACUGGCCUUUGGCAUUGACAACCCAACUCAAAUGGAGGUGAAUGAGACAAUGGAGAAGGUUUUGCCACUGGACAGGGCUUACCCACUUCCCCUGCUUGGAGCUAUGCUUGAGAAGUUCCCUGCAGAAUUAGUCUCUGAGCUCAGGGAUUUUGCGGCUCAUAGAGAUGGUGGAGAUAGUGAGGAUGAGUUUGCAAGCAAGCUUUUCUGA